Messenger RNA from Oryctolagus cuniculus (rabbit), 5120 nucleotides. NCBI's taxonomy places the organism in Eukaryota, Metazoa, Chordata, Mammalia, Lagomorpha, Leporidae. The record is from RefSeq and is a predicted model, not a curated record.
AAGACCCCUCUCUGUCUCUUCCUUUCUCUCUGUAACUCUGCCUCUGAAGUAAAUAUAUAAAUAAAUGUCUUCAUACAGUUUAAGCUAUACUAACCAGAAAAAUAAGUGCUAAAUAUAGUCCAACAUUGCUUGAAGUCAUUAUAUAUAUUUAUUUUACACUUAUGUGUUUUGUGCCUGUUGAAUUAUGAGCCCCUCUGAAGACAGUAAAGGCUGAAACAAACAAAAUAGUACUUAGCAUUCAUAAGACUAAACAAGUAAAAUGAACCUAAAUUUUGAAUCUGGGUUGGUGUAAGGCAAAAGCAGUAUAGCAGGUGGAUUCGGUGAUAUAUGUGAUCUUAAGAGUAUACAUGUCUGGGUACAAGCAAAAAUUCAGACUUUCAAGGCUGUGGAAUUGGUGAGCUUUAAGUCAAGGGCACCUAAUAGUAAAAUGGACUCAGGUCACAUGUGAAUUAUAGAUAGAAAUUUGACAUAGGAUAGGGGAAAGCAUGGAGUUUGAAGAUAGAGUGAAAGGGCUGGGCAAGCAGAUCUACUGGGCUCUAGGAAGGGGCGGGGCUGUGGGCACAUCAUGAUGUCAUCCUCUCUAGCCUCAGAUUCCCUUUGUGACUCAUAAUCUGUGAUGCAGAGCUGGAACUAUAUAGUCAAGGGCUUGAACCCUCAACCCUCAGUUGUCUCUCAGCAGCAUUGCGAUUCAGAUAAUGGAUGGAGUACGUCCUCUCAUUUUUGAAGAGCCAUUCUGAGCUGUGGCUGAGCUUCAGCUCUAUUUUUAUUGAUAGCAGCCUCAACUACACUCUUAUUAGUGGGUUGUGGUUGAUCUUUUUGUACCUGAGCUACCUGGUAUUAAAGCUAUUUUUCACAACCAUCUGGAAAAAGAAGACCACCGAAAAGUGUCGGGGUAGAGCCAAGAGGCGGCAGAAAGGUGGAACAUUUAGAGGUUCAAGGAUUAACAAGAAAGAAGCAGAGGAGGGAUGGAAGCUUCUUUCUGUUUUGAAAAGACCCCAGAGCCAACAUCAAGAUAUCACCAGCUUCCGUCACCUGCUGUGUCCAGACCCUCACUGUACGGUGUGUAACAGAGUGGCUGCCAAAGUCAGUCGACUGCUGUCGCUGGGGAAACUGAUAGAUGAUACUUCCUCUGUGCAUUAUAUGGCUUCCUCAGCUUCUGUGAUUAAGACCUCAUUGACUGUGACAUCUGGCCACUCAAAAACUCAUCCAAGAGGCCAAAAGUCAGCCUCUUUGCGUGUGCCAUCUCCACCUCCCCCUUCUACUGUCUCACUUAACCAUGUUGCUUCUUUACCUGAUUUACUGUCCCCCGACCCACCAGCUGACUCAGUACCAUCAGAGCCUAUUCCUCCCUUGGCUUCAAAACUCCCAGUGGACCCUUUCCCACCCCAACCUGUUGCUCUUUGCCCUCCCACACCACAUCACUCUCAGAGAUCAGAUCAUGAUCUGCAUCCAGAGAUUGCUCUGUCUGUAAUGAAUAGCCCUGAUGGGUUGUCAACUGAUAUUCCAACAGUCAGUGAAAUUGACCAUUCAAUGCCAGAAUCAUCCUGGCAGCAGGACGAGGUCAAGGAUGCCAAAGACUUGUCCUCUUCCAACGUAGAACAAGAUAGUAUCAAGCAUGAGCUUGUUGAUGGCCAAUCUUCUGAGACCUCUUGCACAGAAUGUGCAUCCAACUUUGUAGAACCCACUAACUGCUUGUUACUCAGCCAUGACAAUCUGGCACUCUUGGAGAAACAAGUAAGAAAGAGGGGUGACUUCCUGAUCCAGAAGGAAAGGGAAAAUAAAAUGCAACCAUUUCUAAAACAACUUAGUUCAGACCACCAACUGAAUACUUCAGAGUCAAGUGCUGAUAGACAUGAGUCAGCAGUCAGUCCAGACCACCAACUGUAUAUAUCAGAGCCAAUGGUAGAGUCAGAUGCUGAUAAGCAUGACUCAGCAGUCUCCCUUUAUUUUGGAAACAGCAAAGGCAAACCAGAGGAGCUGCAGAUGAACCAGCAAUACUUUUGGGGUCUUCCAUCUUUGCACAGUGAGUCCUUGUGCUCAAUUAUCCGUCAUUCAGAUGACUGUCCCUCUACUUUGGUCAUCUUUAAUGGAAUCUCCAAAGCUUCCACAUCUCAAGGAUCUUUAGGACUUUCCAAUUUCCAACCUCUGAUCUUGCCUGAGAUCCAAACUCAAUCCUCAACUAAAACUGUCUCCCAAUCACAGUCACAACAUGCUACUCCGGCACAGUCUCAGUCCAACCUUCAAUCUCCAAUCUCAAUGUUACCAACAUCUCCCGAUUUCCAGCUUAGGAUCUGUGGAGUGUGCUUCCAUAGACCUCAUAAUGAGGCACAGUGUCUCAUGCAAUCUGAACUUCAUCAGCUAGAAUACAAUGUGCUACAGAAAGAACAGGAACGUUUGUGGGGUUUACCCUCUGUGGUCAAAACAUCUCGGGAAUACCUUUGUCCUCCCCCUCCCAAUGUUUCAUUGGUGAGCCAGUCCUCCAAAAUCCAUGUUCCAAUCUCCAUCAUUCCUGGAGAUUACCCUCUGAGCAGUGAGCUUCGUAAGAAAUUUGAGUACCACCUUAGAAAGAGACUCAUUCAACACCGAUGGGGCUUACCCCGCAGGGUCAAUGAGUCUCUGACACUGAUUAAUCCUGAGAGAGAUGUUCCUGAAAUACAUGCAUCAAAGAGUCUUCACAGACUCAAAUGGAUAUCUUUGUUGAAGGAACAGAGUAGCAACAAUUUAAGGAAUUCUGAAUCGAGCCAACUUCCAAUCUCCGAUGAGACAAGCUCAGAAGAGUUUCAGUCAGAUAACGAAGAGAAGGACCAUCAGAGACACAGCCCAAAGAAUGGCCCUAGUGAUCAUCUAUUGAGUGACCCAGAAGGAUACUCAGAUAACAGUUUAGGGUCUGACUCUGAGAAAGAUCAAGGAAGUCAUACAGUGAGUCUGUAUGGGAAUGAUUCAAGGGCCUCAGGGAUAAGUAUAAAUCAGAAACAACUAGAAAAUGCACUCAAAGAACAUUUAAAUAAGAAAAGUGAAGAAAUAAAAGAGGGUAGACUUCCUGAGACUGUUCAUAGUUCAUGGCAUGCCCUUAAGCAGACAAUAUCUUUUGCUGAGAAAUCUCACAGUGAAAAACAGAUAGAUGGGGCAUCAUCUGUGAGAAACUUUAACUUGAACACUUCCCAGGAGAUUUAUUUCUUGGCUUCUGGCAAACUAAAGAUGCUGGAAGACCAUAUAAGCAGUUUCUACAUAAGGAUGAAGUAUGGCCUUCCCACCAGGGUCCUUGAAUCCAUACACAUCUUCAGCAACAGAGAGGACUCAUCUUCUUCCUUAGGCCAUUCCUGUUGUUCCUCCCAAGAUUGCCUUAGUUCUGGGAUGCAUUCCAAAGUUAUGGUAUCCAGGUCACUCGGUAGGAGCUCUACAGCUUUGUGUAGAGACAAAUUGAAGAUGAGAAAGUCAGCACCCAAUCUGGAUCAUCUGCUUCCUGCUGAAUCACCUGUUGGGAAGGGAGGACAGGGGGACCUGAGACCACUGUCCCCAAAGGGAAAACAGGAGCUUUAUGGCAGACAGACUUGUCCGUGCAUCACAGACAAAGAAAUUAAGAAAGAGACUGGACCAGACAAUAGACACAGCCCAGUGCUGGUGUCCACAAGUCAUGAUGGGACUGGACCUGAGCCAAAGGAUAAGAGAGUGAGUUCCAGCAACAAAGAAAGGCUUCAGGCUCCCAAAGUAAAGACUUCAGAAUACUUCCCAAGGUUUAACAAGUCUAGAGAGAUAUUUAAGGCAAAGGAGCUCCUUGCUCUUCGAUCAAAAUCUGCCAAUGCUUUGACAACCAGCAAGUCAGGGGACUUUGCAGCAGUAGAUGAGAAAACAAAGAAAGAAAAAACUACCCUGGCUACUGAAAUUCCCUCACCAACAUCAGUUUCCCAGGAUCCUAAACUAUCAGACUUUAGAAAGCACUUGCUGAGUGAAUUAAAGUCAAAAUUGGAGGACAGGGAUCAUAGCCCUGUUCAAGGCCAGUCCACAGAUACGGCUGAUGCCUCAGAUAACUUGAUUUCCAAAACCUUGCUGACUCAUGCCCAGGGUGUCUCCAAUGGGAACAUGGCAGGUUCUCAGGUUAUGCAUGCACAUUUGGACAACACACCAGUCAGCAUGGAACAGCAUCAGGAGCCCUGGGUCCCUAAGCAUAUCUUGCAGAACUGCUGGGAUAAGAAUGUCCCUCCAAAUUCAAAGAGACUGCAUCAUUUGCGACCAAAAACAGGAGAGCUUGGUGAAGGGGAUGCAGGGUUGGGGACACCACAACCCAGUAGGAAGAGCUGCCCUGGUCAAGACAGGGCAUUGAAGAAGAUGUUUGGAAGCAGAUCUUCCCCAACCUCGUCACUGAAGGAUCAGCCUCCUCCUGAAAAUCUGUUCCAAAAACAGAUAAAAAAAUGUUUGCAAUGGAUUUGUCCUAGCAGCACAAACAAAGGGCAAGAAAGUUUCCUUGGAAAGGGGACUUCCCUACCAUCGUCUGUGCAGAGCCAAAGCAAAGUUAAUAGUAGAGCUGCCUCUACUGGCAACACCAAAACUCUGCAAGUGAAGACACACAUUGGCAAGGUGUUAGAUGUGAAACCAGGGAGUAGCCAUGGUGUCAGAAUCACCUGCCCCCAAGAAUCACGUUUCUCUCCGACAAAGCCUGUGAAAACUCUUAAGGCACAAUUGCAGGCCCAGGCAGAUACUGUCCAGGGACAUCCUUUUAACUAUAAAGCUUCUUCCUAUAAUGUGAAAAGUACCAAGGCAUGUAGCCAAAAAGCACCCUUGGCUGACCAAAAUUACCCAUUGAAGAAUGUACUGACCACAGACAGGGUGAGACGGUCCCAGAAAGUCGUGGCAUUCAAGGAUCAGCCACUAUCGCAGAGGCAUCUGGCAUCCAUGCCCAACAAAGAGUUCCUGCCCCAUCCAAACCAUACCUGCAGGCAUCUAGCCAGCCAGGUGUCUCAAACCACACCUACAUUUUCUGAAGGCACUGUAUUGGGAGAUCUGUCUCUACUCUUCAAACAUAAAAUGCUCCUGCAGCAUUUCCAGGGUGGAAGAUUUCUUCCUCCAAAAUAGUUUAUCCCUUGUUGAACACACUGAUUUUCCACAAUAAAUAUUCUAAAGAU